Messenger RNA from Strongylocentrotus purpuratus (purple sea urchin), 6515 nucleotides. Its product is annotated as mediator of DNA damage checkpoint protein 1. The coding region runs from base 134 to 5623 and encodes 1829 amino acids. Gene Ontology annotation, cellular component: nucleus. NCBI's taxonomy places the organism in Eukaryota, Metazoa, Echinodermata, Echinoidea, Camarodonta, Strongylocentrotidae. Gene Ontology annotation, molecular function: protein binding. The record is from RefSeq and is a predicted model, not a curated record. The transcript has 21 exons.
UCGAGUCGAUCGCGAAAUCGAUCGCGCGCUACGCUACAUGCGCCCAAGCCACGGCCACGGUUACCUCCAAUAUCAUAACACAGAACGAGGCGAUUGAUUCGAAGUAGCCUAAUUAUAGACGCUAAACUGAAGCAUGGAUGCAACACAAGCAAUCGACUUCUCUGAUGAAGAGAGUGAAGAAGAACAUGAACAUGAACCAGGACAGAAAAAGGCUGUUGCCUUUCUUCAUAUCUUGGCCCAGAAAGAUGUCUCUGCUUCCAAACACCCUAUCUACGAAGGAGAUAACUUCAUCGGUCGUCAUGACAGCAAUUCCAUUCACAUGCCUUACAAGGCACUAUCUAAGCAGCAUGCUUGUAUCGAGGUACAAGGGAAUUCCCAUCUUAUCUAUGACCUGGACAGCAGAAAUAAGACUAGGAGAGGCAAGAUGUUUCUGAAACCAAAUGUUCGUUAUGAGCUGAGGGAGAGUGAUGUCAUCAUCUUUGGUGAUGUGAAGUGUCAGUAUAUCAUCCAAUCAGAAGAGGAUGAUGAUGAGACGGGAUCAGAGACUGAUUCCGAGCUGAUGCUGCAGCCACCAGACUCUGAAGAUAUGGAUGACAAGAACAGCAACGAGGAUGAAAAUGAGAAUGAAACAAGCUUCAAUCUAAACGAUUUCUUGCAUCCCACCCAGCCUUGCAUGCCAUCUCCCAAGCUUGUGUUCAAGACCCCUCGUCGUCUGAAUGAAGGGAAGGUCUUUGCUGCUGACUCAGAUGAGGAAUCGCCAAACAACUCAAAUGCAGGUAGAUUUGGAGAUGAUUCCUUUAUUCCAGAGACCCAGCUUUCAGCCAAGAAGAAAAAUGAUAUCUCAGCAGUGGAAGAAUCUGACUCGGAUACAGACAUCGAUGAGACAGGACCAUUUGAUAUAUUACUUGCUUCUGCCCAAACUCAAGCUGUUAUGGCAACUCAAGCCGUAGACAACAUGGCAACAUUGGCAGUAGACAACAUGGAAACUCAAGCCAUCGACAACAUGGAAACUCAAGCCAUCGACAACAUGGCAACAUUGGCAGUAGACAAUAUGGAAACUCAAGCUGUAGACAAUAUGGCAACACAGGCAGUUGAUGGUAUGCCAACAUUGGCAGUAGAUGGUAUGGAAACUCAAGCUGUAGACAACAUGGAAACUCAAGCCAUCGACAACAUGACAACAUUGGCAGUAGACAAUAUGGAAACUCAAGCUGUAGACAACAUGGCAACAUUGGCAGUAGAUAACAUGGCAACAUUGGCUGUUGAAGAUGGGGAAACUCAGGCCAUCGACAACAUUGAAACACAAGCUAUUGACAACACAGCAACAAUUGCUGUUGACAGUAUGGCAACACAAGCUGUUGAUUACAGUCCAGAUAGUGACUCGUCUGAUACAGAUUUGGAUGAGGUUGGCCAGAGUAUGCUUGAAGCCCCGACCCAAGCUGUGGGACUUGAUGGCUCCAGGAGGCAGGGUACACCUAGGGAAUGGAGCCGCACGUUAGUCCUCGAUUCAUCCACAGCUUCUAGUGAUGGAGAUGACAGUCCGGUCAAACAGGCUAGGAGUAGCAGAAGCAUCUAUGAUGAACCCACGCAAGCAUGUGAUGGUAUAGUCUCAGAUUCAGGCUCAGAGACAGACAUAGAGGACAGAGGAACUGAAGCAGAGACACAAGCUGUCCUAGGAGAUAGUGAAAAUGAAAUAGAUAACAUGGCUACUGUUGCUAUUGGUCAAGAAGAAGAGGAGGAGGAUACCACAGAAGACAAGGAAACCAUGGAAACCAAUUCUAAGAUACCCAUAACAGACACGACUUGGGAUGUAGAGAACAUGGCUACAGUUCCCAUAGAAAUGGAUGAUUAUGAUGACGAUACUGACGUAGAGGACAGUGAUGACAAAGGAGCGAAUAGUGAUACGGUCAAGAUAAAAGAUAUGGCAGAUAUGGCUACCAUUGCCAUAGCAACGGCUAACGAUGAUGAUGAUGAUGAUACUGAUGUGGAGGAGGGGAGCAAAGAUGAAGAAGAGAAAAGUGUGAUAAAUGACACAAAGUUAAAAGAUGGAAAUAGGGACAUCAUAAAAGAAGACAAACCAAUUAUAGCUCCAUCAAAUAGUGAUCAUGAUGAUGACAACACUGAGAUGGAGAAGAAUAAUUCCUCUCAAGAAUAUUUCUUGAACUAUAGGACUGAGCAGAAUCCUGCAGCUGAGGAACCCCCCGGAUCGUGUGAGGUUGAGGCCACUCAGCCUUACGGAGGACCAUCAGAUGAUACAAGUACAGAAGAUGUACUGUCCAGUAACCAUGGCAAUGAUGAUGGCAUUGAUGCUACGCAGCCAUAUGGUGGUAUGAAUGAGGAGGAGACAAUGGAAGAACCUACGUCCGCAACAUCGAUCACAAUGGCAUUAUCCUUCACUCAACCGUAUGGUACUGAAGGAGAAAACAAGCAAUCUGACUCACAUGAUGAUGAUACAGAACCAAUCAUCCCACGUGAAACAGAGGAAGAUAUUGCCAUGGAAACAGGGGACAGUGAAAUAGAAAGUACUCAGGCUUAUGGAAUGCAAAACAGUGAUACACAAGUACCGGACAGUCAGGAUGGUGAUGACCAACCAACUACGUCUUCAAGGUUCCCAGACUUCAAGACCCAGUCACCUUCAAAAUCCUGUCUGAAGCCACCAAAUACACCAGAAAGAAAAGCAACCAAAGCUAGGAGAGUAACGUUUGAGCCUGCAGACAACGAAGAAGAAGGCCAAGAAAGUGAAGGAGAAAGCCAGCCUCUGAGACGCGGCAGUCGCUCUCGAGGCAAUCAGUCUCGAGGUGAAGGACAGUCAUCAUCAAGCGGAUCCAGAGUGUCACGGAGAAAUAAAGAUGAAAAGGUGGACAUUGAAACAAAAGAUGAUGUUACCUCUGGAAGGAGGAGUACUAGAUUUGAAGCUGUGAGUGAUGAAGCAGCAGCCAAACCUGGACGAAAGAGGAAGGUAGGAGCCCUAGAGCCAGUAUCAGCUGAUUCCUCUGCACCAGCAACCAAAGAUAAGAGUGAUGCGAAGAUGAAGAGGGGGGAGAAACAAAGAGGUAGUAAGAUGGAAGAGGACCCUAAUGGAGAUCCAGUGUCUGUUGAUGAAGGGCUUACAAUGACCGAUGCCAAACCAACCAGAAAGAAGGAGUUUGAUGCAGAGAAUCCAAGGCCAUCAGUGAGGCAAGGUUCAAAGGUCAAAGAUGAGAGGAAGCUUUCUGAUGGCAGUAUCUCAUCUGUUGGUUCUGAGGGAAGCAGAGCAGGGAGAGCAUUGAAAACUAUCGUUCAAAUAGGAAAGAAACUUACAAGAAUGAGUAAAAGGGAGAAGAAAAGUAGUGAAGAUAGUGAACCAAAUGCAACUUGUAACCCCGUUUCUGAUUCCGUAGCGACAAGGAGGCCACAAAGAACUGCUGAGGUUGUGGACGAUGGUGAUAGUGAUGAUACAGCAUCAAUAUCAUCUACUGCAUCAAGUGUAAGAGACUUUGCUGAAGUCGAGCCCAGCACAAGACCAACAAGAGGAACCAGGAAUAGGAAAGGGAGUAAGAAGAUCACUGAGGAACAUGCUGGACACGUGACCCCUGGGGCCAGGAGGUCACAAAGAGGAGGAUCAGAAAAGGAAGAAACGACAGAUUUGCAGGAAAGUGAGAAGAAAGCUGGUAGUAGGACAAGAAGAGGAGGAGUUGCUAUUGAAACUGUUGAGACAGAGGUGGAUGGGCAAUCAACACAAAGUAGGAGCAGGGCACGAAAAAGAGAACUAGCUAUAAAAGGAGAUGAGACACCAUCGCAGGAUGAUGACCAGGGAGAGGUGUCUACAAGAAGAAGAAAGAAUGAAAGGAUACACUCUCAGAAUGAUGAGGAGGUUAGUAGUAAGAGGACUAGAAGAGGUACUACGCAAGGGGUAAAACCAGACGUACAAGAAGAGGAACCUAUAGGAAAUAUAAGUACGAAAAGGGGAGAAAUUCCGUCUAAGGUGGUUAAGCCAAGUACAAGAGGCAGAGCAAUAACCCAACAUGCAGGAGGUAAGGAACAAGGUACCCAAGGGGAAACUUCAGUUCAGGCAGACAAGGAAUCACAAGAGACAAGUACACGGAGAAACAGAAGAGCCACAAGCGAAAGCCCAGAAGGGUCUGCUAACGAAACGGGGGAGACCAAUGUACGGCAUAGUGGAAGGAGGAGAACAGUACCUGCAAGAUUUCUUAAUCCAGAUGGUAAAGAUAAAGCUACUGGAAGCCACAGAUCAUCUUUAGAGCAGGAGGCGGAAGACACAAGCAGCUCCAAUGCUGGUGUGUUUGCCGUGCCCAAGGCCUUGGCAAAACCUUCCAGGAAAAUACAACAGAAAGAGCUACCAUCUUCAUCACAGACAGCAGUAGAAGCAGAGACAGUGCAGUUGAGUUCUAGAGGGAGAAGAUCUACUGCUAAGAUCCCUGAAGCAGCUGUAGAGCCUGUGAAAGAAGCCUCGAGAGUGAGCAGGAAAAGAGGCCAUGAGGCCCCUGCUGCUAUGUCAGGAACAUUGUGCGUGGAAGAAUCAAAAGCUGAAGAGAACAAAACCACCUUUAAUCAGAGAAGAGGACGGGCUACAACAAGAACCUCUGCAGCUCCUUCAGACGAUGGGAAAUCAGAAGAUUUGAAAGAAGCUUCUAGAGAUAGCAGCAGAAGAGGGAGAGUGAAACCUGUAGAAGAACCGGUAUCUGAGAAGAGCUCGGUAACUCCUACUACAAGAGGGAGUAGAGCUGCAGUACCAGCCCCAACAGCUAAAACAUCCAAAGAGUUUAAAGAAAGAGGUGACAGAAGUACAGAAGGAGACAAGUGUAAUGAAGUGGUUAAGACCAGAGCAAAGAGAGGUGCCACUGCUACCCCACCGCCGUGCUCGCCAGCCAAGAGACCAAGGCAAGCUACCAUUCCAACCAGCCAGUCAUCCCCCUCCAGUAGCCCAGCAACGAGGUCAGGUCACCAGGCUUAUCAGACGUCCACUCUCAGCCCAGCAACGAGGUCCGGUCACCAGACUGAUCAGACGUCCGCUCUCAGUCCAUCUCUAAGGAGACGUCUGAGUGAUGUUAGGCCAAAGGUCAUGUUUACGGGGGUCAUGGACGGCUCAUGGCAGAAGACUGUAACAACAUUAGGAGGUGAGCUUGUAGACUCCGUUCACGAAUGCACCCAUCUUAUAACUGAUAAAGUGAGGAGAACUGUUAAAUUCCUGUGCUGCAUGGCUCGUGGUAUUAUCAUUAUCACACCGAACUGGCUGGAGGACUCAAAGACUGCAAAGAUGUUUAUUGAUCCUGGUCCAUUCCAGCUGAAAGACAAGGCUUCAGAGAGACAGCAUGGCUUCAAUCUACAGACGUCACUUCAGAAAGCAAGCCAAGCUAGACUGCUGACAGGAUACAAGAUACAUGUGACACCAGGGGUCAAACCAGAACCUCAACAAAUGAAAGACAUUAUCACAUGUGCAGGGGCACAGUAUGUUGCCAAGUUACCUAUCAAGUCUUCCCAGCAGACGGUCGUUGUGUCAUGUGACGGUGACAAAUCACUAUGGGCGGGGCUUAGCAAGGCUGGUAACCUUCUCGUGUCAUCAGAGUUCAUCCUUACAGGCAUCCUGAGGCAAGAUGUCUUACUCAAAGAUUAUAAACUCAAAUAGGUCAGGAUUGUAUGUAAGAAUGAUCCAGUCAUGACCCUUUGUAUACUGUUAGAUGAUCUCAGACAUUCGUUCCUUUGUUUGUUUUACCUGAACGCUACGAAAGCAUGUGUAUGCUUGUUAAGCCUCGGUCACAAAUGCCAUUAUAAACUGCUAUGAACGCCGUACGAUCAAUUUUCAGACAAUGGAAAUUCGGGAAGACAAUGGAAACACAGAGAUUCAUACAAAACUAUCAUUCGUACGAACCUUUGUGACCGCAGCAUAAGUAAGCAACCAGGGGACCGACAUCUUUAAGGCCUCUCAGUAAUGAGGAUUAAUGCCUUACCAAAAGGCUCUAGCAUGUUGACUUGGUAUCAAAUCCGGGGGCCUCCCUGCUAUGAGACCACUGCUCUACCACUGAGCCACUGCACCUGACCUCCUGCAAUUGACAUUGGCUUUGAAGGUAAAUGAUGUGGACCAUUGGAUCUGUGAUGGACAGUGGGAUCAGAUAGCUGUAUGUCUUGUGCAUGCAAGGACUACAUCCGACUUUGCCCCACCCCAACCCGCAUUUCACGAUUCAGAUAUUCAUUGGUACCCGACUCUGUUCAUAAAUUCAACUCACAGGUUAAACGUUAAACUUCUGUGUCGGAAAUUAAUUCAUACUGAAACUAUUAUGAUUUGAAAUACCAAUGACCAAGGCUUAAUUUUGAAACUCAUGAUUUGAAGUACCAAUGACCAUUUUUGUUGCUUCAUUAUCUUUUGCACGUACUUGUUUCUUAUUUCAUCUAUUUCUAUAAACAUGAUGUAUUUAUUUCUUGUAAUUAUGUAUUUUCUUGAAUAUUACUUUAACGCCAGUGGAAACCAAAUUUCUAUGUAACUUGUUUGCAAAGACCAAAUCAAAUAUCUUGUAUCUUGU